AUGGAGAAGAUGAUGCUGAUGAGAUCGCUGUGCCGCUCAAUCAUCCGCCGAUCUCAACAUUUUUCCUCCGCCGGCGCCGCCGUUAACUGCCGUAUCCGCCACCUCCAUUUCUCUCCCCCGUCGCUUCCCGCAUCCUCUCGUAAUCGACAUGUCAUGCAUCCUUUUGCAAUGUGUCCUGGGAACACUCGGUUUUUCAGUGAAGAUGUUACGCAUAUGCCUGUUAUAAAAGAUCAGGAGAUUGAGCGUGCUUUUAAAGACUUAAUGGCCACAAAUUGGGAUGAGCUUUCACCAGCAAUCGUCUAUGACGUUAAAAAUGCAUUGUCAAAGAACACGGAAGACAAAGCUGCUCAGGAUGUUCUUAAAAAUGUUUUUCGGGCAGCCGAGGCAGUUGAGGAAUUUACUGGGGUUAUCAUGUCACUGAAAAUGGAAUUGGACGAUGUCAUUGGCCUUAGUGGCGAGAAUGUGAAACCGCUGACCGAAGAAUAUUCAAAGGCAUUGCAGACUAUUUUCGAUAGAUAUGCGGUGUAUCUAGCUGCGUUUGGACCUGAAGAGACUUAUUUGAAGAAGAAAGUGGAAACGGAGUUGGGAACAAAAAUGAUAUACUUGAAAAUGAGGUGUGGGGGCCUUGAUGCUGAGUGGGGGAAGGUCACGGUUCUUGCAACUUCUGGACUUUCUGGUUCUUAUGUUGAGAAAAGAGCAUAA
Molecule: messenger RNA, 702 nt
Organism: Striga hermonthica
Lineage: Eukaryota; Viridiplantae; Streptophyta; Magnoliopsida; Lamiales; Orobanchaceae
Source: the annotation of a GenBank genome assembly